Molecule: messenger RNA, 197 nt
Organism: Austrofundulus limnaeus
Lineage: Eukaryota; Metazoa; Chordata; Actinopteri; Cyprinodontiformes; Rivulidae
Product: coiled-coil domain-containing protein 151
Biological process (GO): outer dynein arm assembly; cilium movement
Cellular component (GO): ciliary basal body; cilium; ciliary tip
Source: RefSeq, a predicted model, not a curated record
AGGGCGGAAGAGCCGCACAUGAGAGCUGUCAGAGCAGCAUCCAGAAGAACGAGGAGUUCAUCCUCCAGCUGAGGCAGGAAAACAAGUUUUUACAUAAACAACUGGCAGAAGCUAAAGCUGGGGAUGAAGAAAUCCUCAGGAGGGCUUUUCAGGACAGAGGCUCAGAGAAGCAUGCCUUCCGUGACAUGUCAGCAAGG